GCAGCCUCCCGGAGGGCGGCGGGAGGGAAGCCCGGGCUCCAGCUGCGCUUCUGCCAAUCAGAGGAAGAGGAGGAGGAGGAGGAGGAAGAGAAAGAGAAAGAAGAAGAAGGAGAAGAAGAAGAAGAAGGAGAAGAGCUGCCGCUCGCCUUGCGCCGGGAGCCCUGAGUGGCCAAGCCAAGCCAAGCCAAGCCAAGGGAGGCGAGGCGGGGACGGGGCUGGGGUCUGAGGGCUCCCCCUCUCCUCCUCCUCCUGGUGGGGCAAGGGAGCCAGAGGGCGGUGCCGGCUGCCCUCCAAUGUGGCCGGAGCCCCCGCCGGGAACUUUAAGGCUGGCCAAGGAUCGCGGAGAAGAAGAAGACGUCUUUUCCUCCUCCUCCUCCUCCUCCUCCAUCUCCUCCUGCUUUCCUUCUUCUUCCCAUCAUUGUUGCUGCCAUGGGUCCUCGGCCGGCCGGCCUCGCCUCCCUCCUGCUGCCCGCCGCCUGGUGCUACUGCUGCUGCUGCUGCUGCUCCUGGGCUCUCCUCCUGGGCCCCCAGGGAUCCCCAGACCAUGUUUUAGGAGAUCUAGAAGAAUACAGGCUUGUGGUCCCAACUAGCACUGACUCAAAGGGCAGGUUUCUCUCCAAUGUGGUGUCAGGUGCUCCAAAGCAACGCUUCCGAAGAGAUGUCACUGGGGAUCUUCUCCACCAGGCUGCUGGAAGUGAGCAAAUUUUCUACAAUGUCACAGUAUUCGGACGAGAAUUUCACUUUCGGCUGAAGCCCAACCACAGGCUGGUAGCUCCUGGAGCCACAGUGGAGUGGCAGGAGGAGGAUUCGAACCUGACUUCUGUGGAACCGCUCCGUGGGGAUUGCCUCUAUGUUGGGGAUAUCACCGACUUGCCUAACGCCUCUGUUGCCAUAAGUAACUGUGAUGGGCUGGCUGGCAUGAUUCGCACCGACAAGGACGAGUAUUUCAUUGAACCUCUGCAGAAGGGGAAGCAUGAGGAGGAGGAAGGUAGGACACAUGUGGUAUACCGCAGGGCAGCUGCCAAGAAAACACUUCCCAGUGAGCACCCAGAUAUCCAGCAUAGAGAGACUGAUCUAAGCAAUCUAGACAGCAUGGUGAAUGUACUGAAAGAUGAAAUCGAUACCUCACGAAGGAGAAGGAGAUAUCCAAGGCAUGCAGCUGAUGAUGAUUACAACAUUGAAGUGCUUUUAGGCGUUGACGACUCAGUUGUACAAUUCCAUGGGAAAGAACACGUUCAGAAAUAUCUUCUGACACUCAUGAAUAUUGUUAAUGAAAUCUAUCAUGAUGAGUCCUUGGGUGCCCAUAUUAAUGUUGUGUUGGUCAGAAUCAUCAUGCUGAGCUACGGAAAAUCCAUGAGUUUGAUUGAGAUCGGUAACCCUUCCCAGAGUUUAGAGAACGUGUGUCGCUGGGCCUACCUGCAACAGAAGCCUGACACUGGACAUGCAGAGUAUCACGAUCAUGCCAUUUUUCUCACAAGGCAGGAUUUUGGCCCAUCUGGUAUGCAAGGCUAUGCUCCUGUUACUGGCAUGUGUCAUCCAGUCCGAAGUUGCACACUUAAUCAUGAAGAUGGCUUCUCCUCAGCAUUCGUUGUAGCCCAUGAAACUGGACAUGUAUUAGGCAUGGAACACGAUGGCCAAGGAAACAGGUGUGGGGAUGAAGUCCGGAUGGGAAGCAUCAUGGCCCCCCUUGUCCAGGCUGCAUUCCAUCGCUUCCACUGGUCUCGAUGUAGCCAACAGGAACUGAAUCGCUAUCUGCAUUCCUACGAUUGUUUGCGUGAUGAUCCCUUUGACCACGACUGGCCUUCCCUUCCUCAGCUGCCAGGAAUUCACUACUCCAUGAACGAGCAGUGCCGCUUUGAUUUUGGUUUGGGCUACAUGAUGUGCACAGCUUUCCGUACCUUUGACCCCUGCAAACAGCUAUGGUGCAGCCAUCCCGAUAACCCUUAUUUCUGCAAAACAAAGAAAGGACCUCCAUUGGAUGGAACCAUGUGUGCUCCAGGAAAGCAUUGUUUUAAAGGUCACUGUAUCUGGUUAACUCCAGAUAUCUUGAAGCAAGAUGGAAACUGGGGAGCAUGGAGUAAAUUUGGAUCCUGUUCACGGACCUGUGGAACAGGAGUGAAAUAUAGGACCCGGCAGUGUGAUAAUCCACACCCAGCUAAUGGAGGCCGCACAUGCUUUGGCCCAAGCUAUGAAUUCCAGCUCUGCAGCACACAAGAUUGUCCUAAAGACUAUGAAGAUUUCAGAGAGGAGCAGUGCAGGCAGUGGGAUCCUUAUUUUGAAUAUCAGAACACAAAACACCACUGGCUUCCAUAUGAGCAUAUUGAUGUUAAAGAGAGAUGCCACCUGUACUGUGAGUCCAAGGAAACUAGCGACGUUGUGUAUAUGAAGCGGCUUGUACAUGACGGAACCCGGUGUUCGUAUAAAGAUUCUCAUAGUAUCUGUGUGCGAGGGGAGUGCUUGAAAGUUGGUUGUGAUAAGGUAAUAGGAUCCACAAAGCAAGAAGACAAGUGUGGUGUGUGUGGUGGAGACAACACCCACUGCAAGGUGAUAAAAGGAACAUUCUCCAGAGCACCAAAGAAGCAAGGUUACAUUAAGAUGUUUGAAAUCCCAGCUGGUGCAAGACACUUGCUUAUACAGGAGUCCGAUGCCACUGUUCAUAACCUUGCUAUCAAAAACAGAGAAACAGGAAAAUUUAUUUUAAAUGAAGACAACUAUGUGCCAGACUCCAAAGUGUUUGUCAACAUGGGUGUGGAGUGGGAGUAUCGGAAUGAUGAUGAUAGAGAAAUGGUGCAAACUAUGGGCCCUUUACGUAACGGAAUCAUCGUUCUGGCAAUUCCUCAUGGUAAUGUCAAGAUUUCACUGACUUACAAGUACAUGAUCCAUGAAGAUUCCUUAAAUGUUGAUAACAACAAUGUUUUGGAAGACUCUGUAACAUAUGAGUGGGCCUUGAAAAAAUGGUCUCAGUGUUCAAAACCUUGUGGAGGAGGUUAUCAGUUUACAAAAUAUGGUUGCCGAAGGAAGACGGACCACAAGAUGGUUCAUCGCAGUUACUGUGACUCCAUCCAGAAACUGAAGCCCAUUCGCAGGGUGUGCAAUCUCCAGGAAUGUUCCCAGCCAAUAUGGGUUACAGGUGACUGGGAACCAUGCAGCAAAAGUUGUGGCAAAACAGGAUAUCAGGUGCGUUCUGUCCGGUGCAUCCAACCUUUGAAUGACAACACAAACCGCUCUGUUCACACCAAAUAUUGCAGCAGCGAUCGUCCAGAAGGCAGGAGGGCUUGUAACCGGGAGCUUUGCCCUGCCCAGUGGCGGAUAGGACCCUGGUCACAGUGUUCCGUAACCUGUGGUAAUGGUACACAGGACAGGCAAGUACUAUGCAGGACAAGAGAAAAUGUCAUUGGCUUUUGUAAAGAAGAAAAGCCAGAGACAACAAGAUUGUGCAGACUGCCUUUAUGUUCUAAAAACUCAUCAGAUACCUCAAAGAAAACUUACAUGAUACAGUGGCUUUCACGACCAGACCCAGAUUAUCCUAUCCAGAAAAUAUCUUCAAAAGAACAUUGCCAAGGAGACAAGUCAAUGUUUUGUCGUAUGGAAGUUCUCUAUCGGUACUGUACAAUUCCUGGUUACAAUAAACUGUGCUGCAGGUCAUGUAAGUUGUACAAUAACAAAACAGGAAGUGGGAACUCUACAGAAUCCAACCAUAGUAAAGUGAAUGAUAUUGAAGAGGACAUCACUCCCACACUUAGAACACCUGUUGAUGUUCACAUCUCACACACUACUUCAGGUCCACCAGUUGUUCCUAAGGUGAAUGCCACCAGUUCCAAUGUAACAGUAGAUCAGCCAGAAGGUAACGCGGUGGACGUUCCAUAUAAAAUUCAUGGGCUGGAAAAUGAAGUUCCACACCACAACAUCAUCUUGAGGAGGAAACCACCUUAUGAAAGGACAAAGAACCAAAGAAUUCAGGAGCUGAUUGCUGAGAAAAGGAAAAAAGAGAUGCUCAGGAAAUUAUAUUAAAAUGGAAAUAUAACCCACAUUUUUUCUCUCUUAUAGAGAUGUUACCAAUACUGCAGUAAUUCCUGUGUUACCAUAGAGACUAAAGAUAAAUAGUGGUGCUAUGGCAGAAAUGCCAAAUGCUAUUGCCUUCAAUAAAUGGAAAUUUAGGAUUAUUUAAUUAAGUUUAAUAUAAAUAUUGUAAUAAUGGCUAGGAUUACAGGUUGCUGCAGAAACUAGUGCAAUACCCUUAUAGAUUUCACUGCUCCUAUCUAGCCAAGGUCAGCAGGGCUCUUACUUUUUGUGGUCUCUCUUGUUCCCUUAGUGUGUUUGCUCAAGUCCAAUGGGAUGUUAUUGGGACACCCUCAACAUAUUUGACAAGAGGUUCUAAUAGCUUGAUCCAAAAGCCUCAGUAAUGUUCAGAGGCCUGUAGUAUAGCCAGGGGAACUUCAGCUUCAUGGAAGGAGAUUUUGUUUCUUUAAACACUCAAGUCCUGCGUAGGCUUAUUUGGGUAAUAAGUCUAAAUGACUUCUUGAGUGGAAUAUUUUUCAAAGUCACUGCGCCAGAAUCCAGUGUUCCAAUUGCACCUAGUUUUUCCAUUGAAUUCAACGGUGCUGCACCCAUACUCAGGAAGCAACAAAGAGUACCACUGCAAGAUCAAAGUGAUAAUUAAGACCCUGUUUCAGGAAUAAAGCAUGUGUUUUCUGUUAACCACUGAAAAACAAAGUAGGUAAGAGGUGAUGCUGCUUACUGUACAAAAUCCAGCUGGGAAGGGACUAUUCUGCUAGUGGUGUAAGAGAGGGGAACUCCUUAUGCUGCUAAAUAUAACUCACAUCAAGUAGCUUUUACAUUUUCAGUUUUGUAGAACAAAAAGUUUACACAUUACUGGGGGAGGUUCCUCCUGUUAUAGGCAUCAUUGUACCUGCUUUCUUUUUCUCAUAUGCUAGAGACCUACACAGCCUUAACAUUCAUGAAUAUAUUAAACCCAUCAGUGUCACACAAAUGAGCUACAUAAUAAACAUUAGCACCUAAUUUUGAAACAGAAGCUUCUGUGGAGAAAAAGGUUUAACCAUUAAAUAUAUGUGUGUCCAUUCCUAUAAAUCAGGAAAUAUUCUUCUUCUUUAAAAAAAUAUUUGAAAUUAAAUGUAAUAUGCUUAUUAGAUGCGCUGCCCAAAUGAUCUUCAAUCUUAUUGUUUCCAGAUAUCUGCAUUUCCUCGUCUUAAAUGCUUCCAGUGCAAUUAUUACAGUGUUUCAAUAAUGCAGAUCAUUUACUUUUAUUUUUACAUACAUUCCGAUUCAUUUACCUGACUGGAUUUCUUGUUUUCUUUCAAUGGAUGCUUUUCUGUGAAGAAAAUGUAUGGGCUUUUUUGUUUGUUUGUUUGCUUAUUACAUUUUCAACAGUACAAAGUUUUGUUACUGUGGCAGUGAACAACUUGUAUUAUUAACAGUUAAUUAGGACAGUUGUACUGAGCAGCAGCAAACACAUGUCAUUAUGCAUAUAUAUGUAUACAAAGUACUGAAUCUGCUUAGAUCUUAGAAUGUAUAAUUUGACGGCCCUUUGAGUACUGGUUUCACUUCCUACAGCACUUUUGGAAAGCCUACAUGAAUGCAGGAAGCGUCACAGUUUAUUGCUGUUCACUUUGUUCAAAGACAAAUGUAGAGCUAGUACCUGAACAUGUUUGUUCACUAAUCAGUCCCAUUAACUGGACAUAGUACUUAUUAAGCACAGCUUCAGGUUGGUUAUGUAAAGGUUACUUAAAUAGGCUGUUUGGAUUAAUAUUCAAAACAAACCAUCUUUUAAAAGAAAACAAUUAAAACUUCUUCAUCUGUUACAAACAAUAAUGGAUCAGAUUCAUAAAUAUUGCUGCUAUUUUAACCAAAUAUCUGGCUGGGAGAAAUCAUUGACCACAGGUGUAGAUUUUGGAUACGAGUGCUAACAGAGCAGGCUCUCUGUGGACCGAAAAACCUACUAAUGUCUGAGUGCUUUGGUUUGCAUUGUUGUGAGGAGUUGGGGGGGGGGGGGGGAGAUGCUGCCAAGUCAUGAUCAUUAAAUUUCCACCAGUAUUACUGCCAUUUCUUUAUCUCAUGACUUGUCUAAGGUACAAAUCCUCUCUGAGCCUACAAUGUUCCUGAUGGUGUGCUUCCUUGCAAAAGCUCAUUGAAGAGGAGUUCCAUAUUUUUGUAUUAUUUUUUAUUAAAUUGUAAUACACACACACAUCUAACGGACAUAUAACACUUAAACACAUGGACAUAUACACUUACAAAUUUAUACAUCAGACCCUACCACCCACUCACCCAUCCCUUUAUAAAACUGAGGUCCAUUCCCUCAAACUACACAUUUUACCACACCGAACCCCUUCCCCAUUUUUAAAAUUAAAAUACUGACUUCCCACUUUUCUCAGAGUGUAUCUUUGCAAACUGCUCAUUAAUACCCCUCCUAAAAUUUUCUUAUCAUUGUUUUAAAUACUUCAAUGUUAUACAUUCUUACCUUCAUUGCUGAACAAUACUAUCUAUAUCUAAUAUAAAAUACAUAUAUAAAAUACAUGCCUCACCUGCUAAUUCUCAAAUCC
This is a messenger RNA of Sceloporus undulatus (fence lizard), 6557 nucleotides long. RefSeq names its product ADAM metallopeptidase with thrombospondin type 1 motif 2 (gene ADAMTS2). The coding region runs from base 430 to 4011 and encodes 1193 amino acids. Lineage: Eukaryota; Metazoa; Chordata; Lepidosauria; Squamata; Phrynosomatidae. Gene Ontology annotation, biological process: proteolysis; extracellular matrix organization. The transcript is spliced from 22 exons. Gene Ontology annotation, molecular function: metalloendopeptidase activity; zinc ion binding. The record is from RefSeq and is a predicted model, not a curated record.